AUGUCUGCUAUUGCACCAAUUACAAAUACUUUGAGAAAAAGAGCUACUCUAGAUAUAUUAAUGGGUUUCACAAUAGGUGGUGCUAUGGGUGCUUAUUGGUGGUGGGGUUUCCACAUGGACGUCAUCAACAGAAGAGAAGCUUUUUAUGCUGAACUUGCAGAAAAGAAGAGACAAGAAAAUGCUUAG
Maudiozyma barnettii is the source of this 186-nucleotide messenger RNA. RefSeq names its product cytochrome c oxidase subunit VIIa (gene COX9). The transcript has a single exon. The record is from RefSeq and is a predicted model, not a curated record. Bases 1 to 186 code for a protein of 61 amino acids. Gene Ontology annotation, biological process: mitochondrial electron transport, cytochrome c to oxygen. Lineage: Eukaryota; Fungi; Ascomycota; Saccharomycetes; Saccharomycetales; Saccharomycetaceae.